Molecule: messenger RNA, 228 nt
Organism: Bipolaris maydis ATCC 48331
Lineage: Eukaryota; Fungi; Ascomycota; Dothideomycetes; Pleosporales; Pleosporaceae
Source: RefSeq, a predicted model, not a curated record
CACGUAAACAGAGGCUGCAUCCUCGUCAACCAAGCUAUCCUCUGCGCGGGUAACGAUGGUGCUCGCCAGAUCGACGGGGGCAGCGCACAUGUCGAGGCCAAGUUGGAUCAGACUAGCCACUGCACAAAGGAUUUCUCGUGGCCGUCUAGCUAUGGUGAUAUUUACUAUGGGGCUGAUAACUCUCUUUAUAACUCAAACGGCCAGAACAUUAACGGUCAGUGCUGCUGA